GCGCCGCCGCUUCCUCCCGUCACUAAAGCAAUAACCUAUUAGGAUUUCUUUUUUUGAUUUUUUUGAUUUUUUUUUUUUUUUUUGGGCAACUGUCACCCCAGAGCUAAAGAGGGAGAAGCACCGUCAGACCAACUCUUGCCAUUUCCAGUCAGAAGUUGCAGACUUCAUGUAGCUGCCUCUGCUCUGCCGAGAGAGGGACGGGAAUGGUGUGCAGUGCAGAGUGGAAAAUACCCCCGCUCUAAGAAGUGCACCGGAUUUUUCUCUUGCUGUUUGUUUGGGUUGUUGCGUGCACGUUAGGCACCCAAAGGAUCACCGCUUCACAGGAAUGAAACGUGGAGAGGAUGACUAACGACAGAACUGUGAAUUUGUUCCCUGGAGUUGAUAAUUUGCCACCCCGAAGCAACACAUAUCUCGAGGAGGAAGCGUUUGGCUGCUGCUGAUUUCUCCAAAACUGGUGAUUUACCAGAUGCAUUGUGCUGUAUCUGCUGGAACAGAUCAUUGCUUAGCUGCAGCAGAUCGUCAAAGGUAGACAACUAACUGAUGUCUCCAAAUAAGAAAUGAGAUGUAAUGCAUCCUGCAGUCCAUGCAUGCCUCCUCUUGCAAAUCGCGCAUCAUUCCUCUCUGGAAACCUUUAAGUCCUAAAAUCCGUGGAAAGAGAAUAAAAACAUUAUCAUGGACCUGAGGGAUUUUUACCUGUUGGCCGCUUUGAUUGCCUGUUUAAGACUGGAUUCUGCUAUAGCUCAAGAACUUAUUUACACUAUUAGAGAGGAGCUGCCUGAAAAUGUGCCCAUAGGGAACAUACCAAAGGACCUGAACAUUUCUCAUAUCAAUGCUGCCACAGGGACCAGUGCCAGCCUUGUCUACAGACUGGUGUCUAAAGCAGGGGACGCGCCUCUGGUCAAAGUGUCCAGUAACACGGGGGAAAUCUUUACAACAUCUAACAGAAUAGACAGAGAAAAACUAUGUGCUGGAGCUUCCUAUGCAGAAGAAAACGAGUGUUUCUUUGAACUUGAAGUGGUGAUUCUCCCCAAUGACUUUUUUAGGCUGAUCAAAAUAAAAAUCAUUGUAAAGGAUACUAAUGACAAUGCACCUAUGUUUCCAUCCCCUGUCAUCAAUAUCUCCAUCCCAGAAAACACUCUGAUCAACAGUCGCUUUCCAAUCCCAUCAGCAACAGAUCCUGACACAGGUUUCAAUGGUGUGCAGCACUAUGAGUUGUUAAAUGGGCAGAGUGUCUUUGGACUGGAUAUUGUAGAAACUCCAGAAGGGGAGAAAUGGCCUCAGCUGAUUGUGCAGCAGAACUUGGACAGAGAGCAAAAGGACACCUACGUGAUGAAAAUCAAAGUGGAGGAUGGAGGUACCCCCCAGAAAUCCAGCACAGCUAUCCUGCAAGUCACAGUAAGUGAUGUCAAUGAUAACAGGCCAGUCUUUAAAGAGAGUCAAGUAGAGGUCCAUAUACCAGAGAAUGCCCCUGUAGGCACCUCUGUAAUUCAGCUUCAUGCUACAGAUGCUGAUAUAGGAAGCAAUGCAGAAAUCAGAUAUAUUUUUGGUGCCCAAGUCGCCCCUGCAACCAAAAGAUUUUUUGCUUUAAACAACACCACAGGGCUGAUUACAGUUCAGAGGUCCUUAGAUCGAGAAGAGACUGCUAUUCACAAAGUGACAGUGCUGGCUAGUGAUGGUAGCUCUACACCAGCCCGGGCAACUGUGACCAUCAAUGUCACUGAUGUAAAUGAUAACCCUCCUAACAUAGACCUCAGGUACAUAAUAAGUCCCAUCAAUGGCACAGUGUACUUAUCUGAGAAAGAUCCCAUCAAUACAAAGAUUGCCCUAAUUACGGUUUCAGAUAAGGACACUGAUGUGAAUGGCAAAGUGAUCUGUUUCAUUGAGAGAGAGGUCCCCUUCCACUUGAAAGCAGUUUACGACAACCAGUAUUUGUUAGAGACCUCUUCCUUGUUGGACUAUGAGGGCACCAAAGAAUUCAGCUUUAAAAUUGUGGCUUCUGAUUCUGGCAAGCCGAGCUUGAACCAGACUGCCCUGGUAAGAGUUAAGCUGGAGGAUGAAAAUGACAACCCUCCGAUUUUCAGCCAGCCUGUAAUUGAGCUGUCAGUUUCUGAAAACAACCGGCGUGGUCUAUACUUAACAACUAUUAGUGCCACAGAUGAAGACAGUGGGAAAAAUGCAGACAUUGUUUAUCAGCUUGGUCCUAAUGCCUCCUUUUUCGAUCUGGAUCGAAAGACGGGAGUUUUGACAGCCUCCAGAGUUUUUGACAGAGAAGAGCAGGAACGUUUCAUAUUCACUGUUACAGCCCGAGAUAACGGCACCCCUCCUUUGCAGAGUCAGGCGGCUGUAAUUGUUACUGUGUUGGACGAAAAUGACAACAGUCCCAAAUUUACUCAUAAUCAUUUCCAGUUUUUCGUAUCAGAGAACUUACCAAAGUAUAGCACGGUGGGGGUGAUCACAGUGACUGAUGCAGAUGCUGGGGAAAAUAAAGCAGUGACCCUUUCCAUCCUGAAUGACAAUGAAAACUUUGUGCUGGAUCCGUACUCUGGAGUUAUAAAGUCCAACGUUUCUUUUGAUCGAGAACAGCAGAGCUCUUACACCUUUGAUGUUAAGGCAGUGGAUGGAGGGCAACCUCCUCGCUCUUCUACAGCAAAAGUAACAAUAAACGUGAUGGAUGUUAAUGAUAACAGUCCUGUUGUCAUCUACCCACCUUCUAAUACUUCUUUUAAGCUCGUGCCACUCUCAGCAAUUCCAGGAUCGGUGGUAGCCGAAGUCUUUGCUGUGGAUAUAGACACUGGCAUGAACGCUGAGCUGAAGUACACAAUUGUAAGCGGCAAUAACAAGGGUUUGUUUCGGAUUGAUCCAGUGACAGGUAAUAUCACUCUGGAAGAAAAACCAACUCCUAAUGACGUGGGCCUGCAUCGCUUAGUUGUCAACAUAAGUGAUUUGGGUUAUCCCAAAUCCCUGCAUACUCUUGUGCUUGUGUUUUUAUAUGUAAAUGAUACUGCUGGAAAUGCCUCUUACAUUUAUGACUUGAUACGCAGGACUAUGGAAACACCUUUGGAUCGGAACAUAGGGGACAGUAGCCAACCCUACCAAAAUGAGGACUAUCUCACAAUCAUGAUCGCUAUCGUGGCAGGUGCCAUGGUUGUCAUAGUGGUGAUAUUUGUCACGGUUCUUGUUCGCUGUCGACAUGCAUCCAGAUUCAAAGCUGCCCAGAGGAGCAAGCAAGGUGCUGAGUGGAUGUCUCCCAAUCAGGAAAACAAGCAAAACAAGAAAAAGAAAAGGAAGAAAAGGAAAUCUCCAAAGAGCUCUCUUUUGAACUUUGUGACUAUUGAGGAGUCCAAACCUGAUGAUGCAGUUCAUGAACCUAUCAACGGGACAAUAAGCCUUCCAGCAGAGCUGGAGGAGCAAAGUAUAGGAAGAUUUGAUUGGGGCACAGCACCACCAUCAACCUUUAAGCCUAACAGUCCUGAUCUUGCCAAGCAUUACAAAUCUGCCUCUCCGCAGUCUGCUUUUCAUCUCAAACCUGACACUCCAGUUUCAGUGAAAAAGCACCAUGUGAUUCAGGAACUCCCGUUGGACAACACCUUUGUUGGUGGUUGUGACACCCUUUCCAAACGCUCUUCCACUAGUUCAGAUCACUUCAGUGCCUCAGAGUGCAGUUCCCAAGGAGGCUUCAAGACAAAGGGCCCCUUACACACCAGACAGGCACUGAAUUUUGGAGAUAUGCCGAAGUACUUGUGGGAGAUUUGGGUACCUGACAAACCAUGGGUGUCCCAGCGCCGUGUUACAUUUCACCUCCCCGAUGGCUCCCAGGAAAGCUGCAGUGACAGUGGUCUGGGAGACCACGAGCCAGUGGGUGGUGGAACCCUGAUCUCACACCCUCUCCCUCUGGUUCAGCCGCAGGACGAAUUCUACGACCAGGCUUCACCGGACAAGAGGACUGAAGCUGAUGGCAAUUCUGACCCCAACUCGGAUGAUUAAGUUGUCACUGGGCCUGUACAAACCAGGAGAGAAGGUGGCCUUGGGAUCUGAUGAACAAUGUUAAGGUCCAUCUCCUCAUUUGGGCAGAGCUGGAUCUGAAUGAUGACAUUUACAUCAUGGCAGAUGACAACAUGAACUGUGGAAUAUUGACUUUGGAAAUAUUUUUCUGAUAUGUAUAUAGGAAGACCAAGAGGAGGUUGUGUUGGAUGAAACUCUACAAAGAAACAAUUUGAAAUGUUUUACUGAGAGUUGCAUUCUGGUUUCUUUUCCUCUAUUUUCCUUCUACUUUUUUUUUUUUUCUCUUCUCCUCCCCUGGAUAUGACACCUGCAUUUGCUUCUCUUUAUCAAAACAGAAAUGUGUUUGGAACUAUGAUGUUAAACCCUUAAUCUGUACAAAUACAAAGAAUGAUAAAAGAAUAGCAACUAUGAAUGGAUUGCCUCUGGAGCAAGAAUGUAUUUCCGCUUAAAAAGCGAGGAGCUUAAGUGGAAUUAUCUGGUUAAUUCUCUGACCACGUAUGAGACUUGUGAAAGAUUUAACAACAUCAGAGAGGAGUUUUUUAGGCAGCGUUGCAUGUUGGCACUGUCGCAUUGGCUUCACAGACUCUGAAUUGUACAUCCCUUCAAAAGGCAGCAUAAAAGUCCUCCAGGAGAGUUAGGAAAAAACUGGCUUAGUAAACUUACAGCAAGUUAUUAAAAGUGCAGUUUUGGAAAUUUUGUGUUAAGCACAUUGUGUAAACACAGUAUAUUAAUCAUGAUCAUCUAUUCAUGCCUAAUAUAGACAUUAAUAGAAGAUUAGUCAGAAUGAGUAAGUGUUCUUAAAAGCUAUAUGAAAAGUUUUAAUAUGUUUGCGGUUACACCUAAUUUAGCCUUAGAGAUGCUAAAUUUGUGUCAAAUUUAUGAAAAUCUAACCAUCAAGCUAUACUAAAUAUUAGUGAAGUGUUGAAGUAUAGUCUUUUUUUUGCUUUUACCAGAUAUUGAAACAGUACACUCUGUAUCUCAUCAAAUCUCACAAACUAAGAGAGGAAUUAUAUGGUCAGUACUGUGACAGAAAUUUUUCUGGCAAAAUCCAGGCCAGGAUGGGAGUCAUGUUGUUCAUUAGAUGGCUUUAACUUGUAUAUUGUAUUCAGUAUCAAGCUAUUGCCUAAGCACUGUAUUAAAAGUUAUUUUGCUACUGUAGGCACAAGUUUUAAUGGGAUGUGAAAUAAGGUUUAAAGCAGUUUAUGGUUAAUGAAGAUCCUGUGAAAAUUUUCAGAAGAGAAAAUUCCUGUCUGGUAUUGGCCAAAGUUACUUGGUGGGUAUUUACAUGUGUUCAUGGUUAAAAUACGUAGUGUCAUUUGAACAUUGUAUUCCUUGACAUUCCUAAGCUGAAUUUCUAGUUCUAUUGCAGUGAAAUGUUCCCUAGUUGUAUUUAACUGUAGAGGUAGUUUUGUUUCAGGGGCUGUUUAAGGGAUUGCUGGUUAUGAAAAUACUUGGGACAUGCUAAGGUGAAAGAUACAACUAUGAAGUAAGGAAUAAAGCCCUAGUGUGGAGAGUUGUAGUAUUAUCAUAUACAUGUACUGCUAGCAGUUCUGGAUGAUAAGUGUUGCAUAACAAUAUUUUUAUUUCAAAUGCUUCAGUUGAAGAGAAAGAACAGUGUUUUUGGGAAUGUUUGCAAAUGACAUCUACAUCAAAAACACAGAUUUGUUCAACUGUAUUUUUAUGAAAGUUCAUUCAAAGUAAAACUUUGCUUCAGCUCAUGAGAAUGUGAUGUUAAUCUUGGUAGUAAAGUCCUUGCCUCAUGCUGAGAGCAAUUUUGCUUAAUGACUUUAAUGUUCAGUGAAUUGUGUGGGUUAUUACUGUACACUGCGAAGUUACGUGAAUAAAAAUACAGCCAUUGUUUCUGAAAAUAAUGUCCUAUUUUAAUUAUAUUUGAAGAGUGACCAAGGCUCAGGUCUUCAAAACCUGAAAUAGGGACAGAAAUGUGGUAAAAGUCUUGCUAACUUUUUACACAAAAGUAUGAGAAACUUUACUGCCAUAUUUACUUUCAGUCAUUAGCUUCUACAGACACAAGAACUACAAUUACAUGAUUUAAUGAAAUAAACACACACAGUGAGAGUACAUUCAUCCAGCUAAUCUGAAAACAGAAAUCUCUCACACCGGGUGAAACUGGAAUGAAGAGAAAAGCCAAAUAUUAGCAUUGUCAGCCACAUGCUGUCACUGUAGCUAUGAGAGAAAGGCAACAAGAUAGAAACAUGAAGUCUUUCAUAAUGAGAUGGAAGUCCAAGUUUGGUUUGCAUUACUGAAACCUGUCUUCAUUAUUUAGGUCUUUUAUUUUGAGGGUUGUAUUCAUUUUGAUAAGAUAUAUUUUGCAUUUUCCUAUUGUUAAUUGAUCGGUAUUAUUGAUGGUCAGAGGAGUUUGAUGUUAACCUGUCAAUUGCAAUUCCUUAUAGCUCAUCUUUGUCUCAUUUGCAGCUUGAUACACUUGAUUCCUUUAAAAAGGAAUAUAUUCCAAAGAUCUGUCAUCUGAUACAAGUUCUUUACCUUUUAGCAUAUCAGAUAAGAAUUUAGAAAACAUUCCAGUUUCUUUAGAAUGUAAAAAAAUAAAAGGCCUAUGUAAAAUUGAAUUUACCUAUACUACAUUAAAACAUCUUUCAUUGCCAAAAUUCCUGCUUUCUAAUGGUUUUAAAUGUGCAUAUCAGGAAGUGUACUUUUAACACAAACAUCUUUAUCAUCAGUUGUAUUAAAAAUGUACAGCUCUCUGAUGUAUUUUAAUGUGAAUUAUUUUUUCAGGUACUACUAAAAAAACUCCUGGGCUUUUGUUCUCCAGGUGUUGGGUGCACACUGUUACUUCUCAUUGCUAUAAGUGUGGUUUUCAUCAGUGUGAAAAAACACUUGAUUAGUGAGGAAUUCUUCUUUCACUGUGGUUUAGUAAAGGUUGUCAGGGACUUAAAUUUGGCCUGGAAUUGUUAAUGUAUCUAAGAGUUGUAUGCAGCAGAGCUGUGCAAUAGAACUGUACGAAGUAAAAAUGUGCCUCCUAGUGUAAGAGAGGGGAAAAAUGCAUUUUCAUGAAAAUGCUUGAUAAAUCACAUUUUGAUAGCUGCAAGCUGUGGAUGUGAUUCAUUUUUGUUCAAAGAGAUAAAGAGCAAUAGCAUAUAUUUAGUGGAGUGUUAGAACUGCUCUAGGGAGAAAGCCUACUGCACACUGUGGAUGAAUCUAUGCAAUAAUUCCAACAGUUUAAAACCAGACAGAAAUAUAAUAUUUAUGUCUUCUGAUACAUGUUUACGAAGCUAAGUAAAUGUUUGCCUAAUUUCUACACUUCAUUAAUAAGUAGUAUCAAUAUAUAUCAACAAAGUAAAAGCUUCAUAAAAACAUGGAGCUGUAGCAAAAAUUGUAACACACCCACCAGUUUCAAGAUCAUGUUUUUAUUUAGCAAAAUUAAAUAGAACAUUCUAUUAUGUCCUGUGUUACUUCCAAAGCAAUUCCAUAUUCUUGGAAGUAAUGUUAUAAUGCUGUCUUUCAGUAAUAAUGUUUGUGGAUAGCUUUUUUAUUUCCAGUGCAAUAAAAACUGUGUGGUUAAAUUUGGCUGAUAAAUACCUGAGUUCACACUUUUUAAUAAACCUAUUACUAUGGCAGUUUAGUCAAGUAAUGUCAGGGGUGUUAAAUGGUACUCUAAUUCCAGUAAUAAGUAGGAAUAUCUCUGCGGCAGUGGCUUAAUUAUGAUUAAAGUUCAGAGUAAUGGCAAGACUGCCUUGUAUUACACUUGGUCAUAUGAUAGUGUCCCAUGUGGAGAAGCUAAGCCUCUGCUGCAGAGAGCUUUGGUUUUACAGUGUCACUAUCAUUACACCCGGUGGGUGAUGAUGGUUUAACCUUGAGGGCAUACCCUCUGCUUAAUCCUGUCUUUCAUUUUGCUGCCUCCAAAGUUUCUUCUUUGGCAAUACUGGAGUGGUCCAUAGCUAAACAGCCUAAGGUGUAGAAAGAAAUGCUACUGUAUUAAUGCCUAGAUCUAGAUAAUUUGCCAUCCAUAGUUAUUCUUGUGUUUUCAUAAUAUGAGACUAUGAGAACUAAAAUAGGAACAUUUGCCUUUGAGUCACAUCCUCUAUUUCAUUAAACACGAGUUCAUACCUCACACAGAAACUAACACUGUCACAUUUAGCUACAGGCAAGCAGGAGUAAGAAAAACUGGAGUCAGGUUGUUGAAUUAGCCUACAGAAGAGCUAUAAAAUAGUCUGAAGUCUGAAUUCAAUCUUAGCCUGUGCACUUAUGACUUUAAAAAGAUAAAUAAAAUCUGAGAGGCAUAAGGAGAUUGCUAUCUCUUUACAUCUCUUUGAUGCCUCAUUGCAGUGAGGAUUUAAAAAUUCUCUUGGUUCAGAAAAGCCACUGUGCUACAUCUGUUCCUAUUCUACUCUCUUUUCCUCCGCACACCAAAGCUAAUUGGAGUGUAAAUCAGGAGGCCAUAACCACUGAAUGAGCUGUAGGAGGGGAACUUGUCUCAUUGCUUCUCCAAGAGGAGCGGAUAACCUUCCAAAACUUCCUAGCUGCUGCUGCUUGAGAAGAGCACGUGCAGGUCCUCAGCAGUGAGAUGAAAAGGCCACAUGGGGCAGGGGGACUAUGACAAAGGUUGGAGGAUUAAAGGAAGGGGAAGCUUGCACAUGAGAUGAAAGCUGGUGCCUUUGGCUGCCAUUACUGAUGAUACCAAGGACAGUUUAAAACCUCAGAUACUUUUGCCAGGUUAAAACAAGGGACUUAAGGAAUUAAGAGUAAUUUUUCUCCUGUAAGUAUUUUCUGCUCACAAGGCUUUUCUUCAUAUCACAGCAAGCCCAGAUCUACUACAGACAUUCACAGACUUUUUUAAGUUUCAAAGUGAUACCAUUAUCCAGUCAAACCUCUACUAUAGCACAAUGCUUAGUGUUUCACACAACUUUCCUUAAAUCAAAUUGAGGUUUUAAAAUAUUCCAGUGAUUUAUUUCCACUGGUGUUUGAUUACAUGUUUUAUAUGGAUUUACAUGGCAAGGUUGUGGAUAGGGGGCUGCAGAGGGUGCCUCUUUGAGAAGACACCAGGGGCUUCUCCCUUGUUUGACAGAGCUAAUUCUCAGUGGUUCUAAACCAGAUGCAUUGCUGCCCAAAGCUGCGCAGCAUCUGGGUGGAAGGAGUAAGAAAAAUGUGAGAGAAACAAACCUGCAGACACUAAGGUCCAUGAUGAAGGAGGUAGAGAGCAUGCUUCAGACACCAAAUAGCUUCCCUUUCAUCUUGUGGGGAAGGUGGUGCCCCCAGAAGCCCGUGGAGGAGCCCACCCUGAAACAGGUAGGUGUGCCCUCCCUGAAGGAAGUUGCAGUCCACAAAGGGCACGUGCAGGAGCAGGAACUGUGGCCCCUGAGGAGUCCCCUCUGGAGCAGUCUUGUCUCGGAGGCUCACACACUGUGGAAGGGACCCGUGUGUUGCUGGGAAAGGACCCCAUGUUGGCCAGGGUAAGAGUAUGAUGAGGAAGGAGCAGCAAAUACAAAGUUUUACUUGCCAACUGCAACUCCUUUCAUAUCCCUUAACACCACUUAGUGGCAUCAAAUGAAUUUGAUCCUGGGAAUAAGAAAGGGUUGAGUAGUGGGAAAAUUGUUUUUGGUUUUGUUUUUCUUGUUUCUCACAAUCCUACUCCAGUUUUAGUUGAUGAUAAAUUAAAUUUAUCUUCCCCAGGCUGAGUCAGUUCUGCCAGUGAUGGUAACUAGUGAGUGAUCUCCCUGUCCUUAUCUCAACCCAUGAGCUUUUUCAUCUCAUUUUCUUCCCAUCUUGCUGAGAAGGGGGAGUGAUAGAGCAGUUUGGUGAGCACCUGGCAGCAGCUAAGGUUAACCCACCAGAAUAUUAAAGCUGGUAUUGUAUUCUCAGUCUGAAAGCAUUUAUUUUCAGUUUCUACCUCUUGUCUGUGUGACUGUACCACCCUUUGUCAAUCUGAAGUCUGACUUCCAGAAGUGCAAGUAUAUUUUGAGGCCCAAGGGACUUUUUUGACUAGUACAGCAUCCUGCACAAUACAAAUCAGAAAUUCUAGCCAAUAACCUAAAAAAAAGCAUGUGUCUUCUGCUGGUAUCUACAGCAUACAGUUACAGAAUGAUUUCUUGAUUUAAUGAUCUUCAGUGACAGAGGAAAUAAUACUACAUUGCUUACUGACUUCAACUGAAUCAGACUUUUAUUUGAUAAAAGAGGUUUUUAGUAUCCAUAUUUCAAAUGGAGUGCUCAAGUCUUCUUGAAUCUGAAUUAUACAGGUUAAUUAGUGGUAGUAUUUUGAAUGUUGCAACAUUUUGUUCUUAAGCACUUUUUUCCUCUCUGUAUGUUAGUACUGGUCCAAUGUAUGUCCAGUAAUAUAUAUAUAUUCAGAAUAAGAAAAAUAAAACAUAAGUCUUCUAUAUUGCAGAGUUUUAAAAUCAUUUUUUUUUCUUUAUCAGUCAUUGUUUUGAUCUGAGUGGGGGUUUUUUGCUGCCUCAUGAACAUGAUGUUUAACAAUACUUUUUAGCAAUAGAACAGCAACAGAUUUUUCUACUGUUUAAGGACCUUCCAUGAGAAAUUAAAGUCAAAAGCAUGACUGAACACAUAUAUCUUUAAUCAUCAUGAAAUAUAUUUGAAAGAUUUUUUUAGCAUUCUAGGUGCUCUAUCACCUAACUGUGUUUGACACAAUUCACCUUUUAAAAGUGUGAUGGUGUGAUUAUGGUAGAAAUAUGUGUUUGAUUAUUUUGAGGUUGCUGUUUCUGAAAUUCAGUGGAAGUUAUUGUUGUGACUUCAGUCACAACAAUAGGAAGUUACUGUUGUGACAGCUGUGACUCCUUGUUACCUUGAAACUACAACUAAUUUACCAAUGUUACAUGUUCUUUUACUAAUAGAGUCUUAGUAGUGCAACUCCUAUUCCCAAAGGCAAGUUGACAAAAAAAAAGAUUGUGAGAAUAAGGUGUUGAAUUUAGCAUGGGAUUGUUAAUUUCAGCCUUUAAAUGGUUACAAAUUUUAAGUAGAAUUAGAAUUGUUGGUGGCUGCAAUGAGAGGAAUAAUUUAUAUAACAAUGAGGAAGAAUAACCUCAUUGCAACCACACAGACUUGGGCCUGACAACUAGAAAACAGUUUUGCAGUGAGAGAACUGGGAGUCCUGGUGGAUAGCAAAUUAGCCAUGAGCCAGAAAGACACCCUUGAAGAAAAGAAAUCAGUCUCCUGAACUGCACUAGAAAAAGUGCUGCCAGCAAGCUGAUGGGAAAGUUCCUUUCUUUCUACUCCUCACUGGUCAGACACAGUUGGAAGUGCCAAGUCCAGUGCUGGUUUUUCCAGUAUGGAAGGGAAAUGGAAAUAUGGACUGAGUCCAGAAAAGGGCCACAAAGAUUAUUAAGGUAUUAGAGCAUCUGUCACAUGGGGAGGUGCUGAGAGAACUGUGACUGUUCAUCCUGGAGAGAGGAAAGGCUUAGGAAGGAUCUAAUUAAUGUGUGCAAAUACCUGAUGUGGUGCAGGAAGGAGAGUAGAGAGAGAGACAGACUUUUCUCAGUAGUGUACCAAAUCAAAGAAGGGACACUUGGGCACAAACUGAAAUAGAGAGACAUUUUCUUUAAACAAAAAAAGAAAAAACACCCCACUGCAUUUUCUUGCUAUCGGAACAAUAGAACUCUGCAUCAAGUUUCCCAGAGAGAUUGUGGAAUCUUCAUGGAUAUUUUAGAAAUCAAACAAGACAUUUCUCCAACUGAGUCAUGUUAACUCCCUGAGUUGGGCAGGAAGGUGUGACUAAAUCCUCUCUGGACUUCCCUUCCAAGUUAAUCAUUAUAUGAUUCUGAAAUCCUAUAAAUUAUUAAAUUUGUCUUGCAUAGACUGUGCAAUACAGAUGUGAACUAAAAAAGGAAAGAAAAAUCUGUAUUCUCUAUGGUAAAUCAAGUAUCAACUUGUAAAUGUAUGGUAAGGUGUAGUACUAUACACAGUACAGAAAUCAACCCAAAUAGGUACUAUCCAGGUUACUUGUUGCUUCUCUGGUUGAGCUCCUGAGGUAAAAUCUGAAAUGGGUCAAGUAAAUCUUGUAAAAUAAUGCCUUUAUCCCACCACAGGUUAUGAAUGAAGGUUCUAGGAAGCAAUCAAGUAAUACCCUGUUAGUUCCAGAAAUUAAUGAUGAACUCAGCUUCAUAUUAGAUACUCUGAAUUUGGAUGCUUACAUGCAAAAAUCUAAAUCUUUAUCCUAAGUGUCUAAGCUGCCUUUUUAAUUUACUGAGCACAGAAACUUUCAUUUAAACUAGGAACUUAUACCAAGUUUGCUAAAUUUCACUCUAGAGUCCAUUCACCAUAUUUCUCUUGAGUGUAAUAGGAGCUCAAACACAAAAUUCACACAAAGACCUUUUGGAUUAAAUUUAGCUCUGCAAUUUAUAUGCAUAGGACUCAAAAACUUGUUAUACAUCAGCAUUUGGUUGAAUACCUACUUCUUGUUAAUUGCACUCCCUUCUUUCCUGUUUGACAUCCUGGGUACCCCAGGAUAUUUCUUACCUGGCAUUGCUGAUGGUUAGACAGUAGAAGUGAGGUUUAGGUCGAGAUUUAUUCAAAAAGCUGUGAGUGCAGGUGCCAUGUAUGUAGCCUCGUGAUGUAUCUGUGACUCAUUCAGAUGUGUGUUGGAGAUAGAUGUGAAUCUGAGAGUCUGAGAUCCAGGUGUAGUCAGUGGAGACCUUAACUAUCAUAAUUGAGACUAGAGACCCAGAGAGUUGUGUUUGAUGAAUAUGUAGUAGAUGCAUCUAAUGUGAGAGGCAUAGUUUUCCAAAAUAUAUUGACUGGAUUGACAUUGUGUAUAGAGGAAACUCAGACACCUAAACUGACACCUAAAUUUAGCUGAUUCCCACAAAUCCAACCUUUUGUGCGAGAUGAAUCUCAGCUGUUCUUGUUGCUAAGGGAAUACUCAUAUGUUUUGGGAGAUUUAUCAGUUUUUCUUAUCUAUCUACACAUAACAUUUUUCAAAGGAGAAGGGUAUUGUUAAUUUUUAUGCCUCAUUUUUACAGUAUUAAUGAAAUAAAAAUACCAAUACCAUAUCUUCCUUUUCUUCUUUUUUUUUUUUUUUUUUUGCUAUAACUGAAAUGAAAACAUCUUACCUUUUAAAAGCACAAUUCUAAUGAAGGAUUUCUAAAAGUAAAAUAACUUCUGUUCUCUAAUCAGUUUUCCUUCCUCCAAACAAUCACCAAAUAUUGACAGGGAAGUAUGAUAAGUCUCAUGCCAUUUUGAAAAUUAGCAUGCCUUGAAGUGCAGAUGAUGCAUUUUGACUGUCUCUUUAAGAAUAUAUGUAUGAUACAUUAAUGGACUCCAGGAGUUCCUUCCUUAAAGCAAGUAUCUUAGUAAGCUUCACUUUCUGGGAAGGAAAUCUAAUCUUUUGGAAGAAAAAGUGUGCUAUCUUAAGAAAUAAUCUUAUGCAAAAGUGUCUUCAGGUUUGACCUAGACUUGUCCAGAAACUAGGUGUUCGUUUUAUUAUGCUUAUCUUAUGGAUUUAUCUUUUCCUUUUUCUCAGAUUUUAUGUUUGGUUUUUUUGUUUGUUUUUUUUUUUCCUAAGGAGAAAUCCAUGCAUAAGAAGGGAGGUUCUCUGAAUAAAAUUCAAAAAUUAUAUUAUGUAGAAAAUGAAUAUUCUGUUUUCUUUCAAAUGUUUGCCUUUGCAAGGAAUGUUUUAUGGUUUUGUACAUGCAUUUGCUCUGUUUGUCUUCAACAGGAGGAGAAGGAGGAGGAAAGAUGAAUUAAGUAGAUGAGGAAAGAAAUAAGGAAUUAUAUUUGCAGUCUAAAACCCAUGAAAGUAAACCUUCUAGAAAUAGGAAUAAGAGUUGAAUAAUUUCUUUAUAUAAUGCUUUAUCCCCUUUCAUACUAAUCCAGAUAAAUACAUGUUAAGAUAAGUAGGGAGAAGGAAAAUAAGAGUAGAAUACUUACCUUUUUUUCACUGUGCAUUGCAUGUUAAAUGUCUUUAUUCCGUGCUUGCAAGGUGAAGGCCUGUGUGCUACAGAGAAUCCAUCUAGACACGGUAGCAACAUAAGCAACUAAACUUAAGACAUAUUUACCUGUGGCAAGAAAAGGAAAAUAUAUAAAAAACUUUUUCCAAAACAUUUAAAAACUUUGGAGUUUGUUCCCAUCUUGAUAUCAAAUAUAGAUAAAGACAUAAAUAAAUACUUAACUGUUCAGGACAGUUUGAAAAUUUUGCAGCUUUGGCAAAAAGCUUUUCAAUAGAAAUCCUAUGCUACAUCAGCACAAAAUCCACCCACAAAAAACAAACAAGCAAAAACCACAAACAAAACUAACAAACAAAAAUCAACCAAAAAACCCACAAAAAUUAUUUAGUAACAUCUGGACAUCUUUGUGAGAAAGCAGAAAAACAUUUUCUUGUGUAUAUCUAUAUUUAUUUUUUUGUACAUUUGUCUGUGUUUGUAGCUCCACAGUGAAGUAUUACACAGCACAGUAGGAACAGAUCUGGAUGUGAAGAUCCAGAACUGGUGCUGAGAACACAGAGGUUACUGUGUAUACCUCCAUGGCAGCAUAGACUUCUGUGGUCCCUGGGCUGAAUGCCCAUUCAUUACUGAAUUUGUUUCAUUCCCUUCCAAGGGAAUCCCAUCCUUGUACUCCAAAAGGUCAUCACAAGUAUAUCAAGUGGAGAUGAUUAGGAGAUUCAUGUCGGAAGUACACUUGUCCAAGUUAAUGUUAUCUUACUAUUUAGUAAGAUAUAUUUCUAUCUACAUGAAACAACUCACCUAUUAUUUUAAACAAAUCUGCAUUAUUGAACUGUCAUUUAAGUACUUCAUGGUCAAAUAUUCCCAACAUAUGUACGGUGAUUUUUAAGUUCUUCACUCUGAAGACCGCACAAAAAUGUCAUUUUCAAUACAAAACUUGAAAUGAAAUUCUAUGUGUCUACCAUUUAGGGGAAGGAUUCUUUUUGCUCACUUGGUGAUAUGCAUCAGUACUCUUUUAGAUUAGAUCUGUGUUGUCUUUGAGAUCUAAAAAAAGUGUUUAAGUUCAUUGAGAAAGAUUGAAUAACUUAAUUCUUUUACUUUAUCUUUACUGUACUGAACUAUUCUAUUCCAUAUCUGCAUUUGUUAAAUAGUGUCAUGGAGAUAACUAUUGAAGACAUACUCAUAUCAAGCAAAAACAUCAGUUGUAAAUGAUUCAUUCAUCUAAAAUAACCAGGAAAAAGCAAAAAGCGUCUCAACUUUAUAAUAAUUGCAUAUUUUAUAAUCCAAGAGCCAAAUGGUGUGAUGUUUAUCACUUUACACAUCCUUCAUUUUUUCUUAUGUAAAAUAUAUAUAUAACUGACAAGUGAGUGUGAUGGAGUAAUUGGCGAGUUUUGAUGUUUUACUAAAUAUUAAAAAAAACUUUUUUGUUAAAGAGCAGUAGUCAAUCACUGAAUUAAAGGGAAAGAAAUGUAUUGGUAAAAGCACGUUAAAUCAUUGUUUUUUAAAAUGUACUUGAAAUAUACAAGAACAUAUUUCAAUAUUUCCAAAUACUUACGCGGUAACGGCAAAGGCGUACAAAAUUGAUUUCAUUUGCAGUGGAGAAGCCAAUACGGUUUUAGUGUUUUGGGGUUUUCUUCUUUUUAUAAAUGUAUUGGUUUUGCAAAAAUUUAACAAAAGAGGCUGGUUUUAAUUGGUGGUGUUAUUCCAAGGCCCUUGAAACCCUGGCACUUACAGUGGCUAGGAGUGUGAAUGUGAUCUGGCAAGCUCAGCAUAGUCAUUAACUAAUGGAUUGUUGCUACACUCUUUCAAUAAAAACGUGUAGGUGGUUAGUAAUACCGUAGUGUUACCAGCAAUUUUAAAGUCAUUUGUAGGUUAGUUUGUAAAAUUAAAAGUGUAAUCAAAAAUUUCCCUGCCCUGCUGCCUUUUUCAGCUGAUUUAAGUGCAGAUUCUGUGGAUCAUUCAGAAGAGAAACUAAAUGAUUUAAAAAUAAUCAUCCACACCACAAUGGAUUAGUUGUUUGAAUUAUAGUUUCACAGUUCAUAUAUUUCUUUUCAUAAGAAAUGAAAGGAAUUGUAUAAGAUAGUUGCUUUGUGCCAUUACUCCAGGUCUUAAUAUUUAUUUAUUAAUUUUUCAUAUACUACACAUACUUAUCCUUCAUUAUUACUUCAUUAUGAAUGGAAACCAUAUAUUUC
This is a messenger RNA of Camarhynchus parvulus, 16057 nucleotides long. It is a transcript of the gene PCDH9, whose product is annotated as protocadherin 9. Bases 673 to 3984 code for a protein of 1103 amino acids. The transcript is spliced from 5 exons. The record is from RefSeq and is a predicted model, not a curated record. Gene Ontology annotation, biological process: homophilic cell-cell adhesion. Gene Ontology annotation, molecular function: calcium ion binding. Gene Ontology annotation, cellular component: plasma membrane. Lineage: Eukaryota; Metazoa; Chordata; Aves; Passeriformes; Thraupidae.